Messenger RNA from Morus notabilis, 2123 nucleotides. Its product is annotated as dihydroxy-acid dehydratase, chloroplastic. The coding region runs from base 63 to 1883 and encodes 606 amino acids. Gene Ontology annotation, biological process: branched-chain amino acid biosynthetic process. The transcript has 14 exons. NCBI's taxonomy places the organism in Eukaryota, Viridiplantae, Streptophyta, Magnoliopsida, Rosales, Moraceae. Gene Ontology annotation, molecular function: dihydroxy-acid dehydratase activity. The record is from RefSeq and is a predicted model, not a curated record. Gene Ontology annotation, cellular component: chloroplast stroma.
GCUUCCUUAACUCCCCCACUCUUUUCUCACUCCCUAAACCCACCAAAACCCCCGCCGCCACCAUGCAAGCGGCCCUCGCAACCCCAUAUCCACACGCCGCCUUAAGGCACCCGAUUCCCCACAAUGGCUCUUGCCCGCGUCUCCCCUUCUCUAUCCGAGCCUCCGUCCAAUCCCCGCCAUUCAUCGCAAUCGAGUGCCCGCCGACCCAGAAGCUGAACAAGUACAGCUCCCGCAUCACAGAGCCCAAGUCCCAGGGUGGGUCCCAGGCCAUCCUCCACGGCGUGGGGCUCUCUGACGAGGAUCUGAGUAAACCCCAGAUCGGGAUUUCGUCGGUUUGGUACGAGGGCAACACGUGCAACAUGCACUUGCUGAGAUUGUCGGAGGCCGUCAGAGAAGGGGUCAGAGAGGCUGACAUGGUUGGGUUUAGGUUUAAUACUAUUGGAGUUAGUGAUGCUAUUUCAAUGGGGACUAGAGGAAUGUGCUACAGUUUGCAGUCUAGAGACUUGAUUGCUGAUAGUAUUGAGACUGUCAUGAGUGCUCAGUGGUAUGAUGGCAACAUCUCAAUCCCUGGUUGUGACAAAAAUAUGCCGGGCACAAUCAUGGCAAUGGGACGCCUCAACCGACCAAGUAUCAUGAUUUAUGGUGGAACCAUUAAGCCUGGUCACUUUCAAGGCCAUACUUAUGAUAUAAUAUCUGCCUUCCAGUGUUAUGGAGAAUAUGUAAGUGGAUCCAUAAGUGAUGAGCAGAGGAAGAACAUAGUGAUGAACUCGUGUCCCGGGGCAGGGGCAUGUGGUGGCAUGUAUACCGCUAACACAAUGGCUUCUGCCAUUGAGGCCAUGGGAAUGUCUCUUCCUUACAGCUCUUCAACACCCGCUGAAGAUCCGUUAAAGUUGGAUGAGUGUCGUUUGGCUGGAAAAUAUCUACUUGAAUUGUUAAAACUGGACUUAAAACCUCGAGAUAUCAUCACUCCAAAAUCACUGCGCAAUGCCAUGGUCAUCGUCAUGGCACUUGGUGGUUCUACAAAUGCUGUGUUACACUUAAUUGCAAUCGCAAGGUCUGUUGGUCUGGGAUUAACCCUUAAUGAUUUUCAAAAGGUUAGCGAUCAGGUUCCAUUUCUUGCAGAUCUAAAGCCUAGUGGGAAAUACGUUAUGGAGGAUAUCCACAAGAUUGGAGGAACACCCGCAGUUAUUCGGUACCUUUUGGAGGUUGGAUUUUUAGAUGGAGAUUGUAUGACUGUUACUGGGCAGACACUGGCUGAAAAUACAAAAGGUUUCCUUCCUUUGUCCAAUGGUCAGGAUAUCAUAAGACCAUUGGAAAACCCCAUAAAGAAAACAGGACACAUCCAAAUACUGUAUGGAAAUCUUGCACCAGAGGGUUCCGUGGCCAAAAUUACUGGAAAAGAGGGGCUUUAUUUCUCUGGCCCUGCACUUGUCUUUGAAGGGGAGGAAUCAAUGAUUGCAGCUAUCUCUGAGGAUCCAAUGAGUUUUAAGGGAAAAGUUGUGGUUAUUAGAGGUGAGGGACCAAAGGGAGGACCGGGCAUGCCUGAAAUGUUGACGCCAACUAGUGCGAUUAUGGGAGCGGGUUUAGGAAAGGAGGUUGCAUUAUUGACCGACGGUAGGUUUUCAGGUGGCUCACAUGGAUUUGUUGUUGGCCAUAUAUGCCCAGAAGCUCAGGAAGGCGGCCCUAUUGGUCUAAUUAAGAACGGAGACAUCAUUAAGAUCGAUGUUCAGAAUAGGAGAAUAGACGUUGAGUUAACAGAUGGAGAACUGGAAAACCGUCGAAAGACGUGGACUUCACUGCCAUACAAGGCUAACUCUGGAGUGCUGUACAAGUACAUCAAGAAUGUGCAGUCGGCUUCACAGGGAUGCGUGACCGAUGAGUAGAGCGCAGUUCUCUUUUGUAGAACAUGGCUAUAGAGCGUGUGAGACCAAGGCCCGAAAUAGAACAGCAUAUUCUACGAUUUUGGGUAACCGAUGGCAGCUUUUAAGAUGUCUGUGUAGCUCUCUGAACUUCAUUUUUGUACGUAUUUUAAUUGUUUGGACAAGUUUUUAACUUUUUUUCAAUUGGUUCAUGUAAGGAUUUCAUUUUUAUUAAUCUACAAAACCUCUGUGCUCGUUUGUUUU